Molecule: messenger RNA, 1472 nt
Organism: Pristis pectinata (smalltooth sawfish)
Lineage: Eukaryota; Metazoa; Chordata; Chondrichthyes; Rhinopristiformes; Pristidae
Gene: tmem26b
Product: transmembrane protein 26b
Exons: 6
Coding region: 21-1022 (333 amino acids)
Source: RefSeq, a predicted model, not a curated record
CUGACGCCACGGUUAGGACAAUGGCUUGGCACGUAUAUCUGAGCGCCGUUGUCCCUAGACUUGUUUUUAUCUUUCACGCCUUUAUCGCAGUUUGGCGGGUGACUGUAGUGAUGAAUGACCCCAUGUACUGGCUUCUGCUGCUUUUGAAUUUAUUGAUCUUUGUAGAAAUGAUAGUGACCAUCACCAUCCGGAAAGGAUCCGAUUACAAAGGGUUUUCUCCUGCACUGUUCUUUUAUCUAAUCAAUGUAAUACCUCCAAUAUGGAUCCUUGAAGUAUUUCAGCUUUAUGAACAUAUGAGCAGCAACGAAUGUGUUUCAAAAGAUAAUUCCACAUGCACGUACAUUAUCCAUCCAGGCACAGCUCCGUGGACAGAAAGGAAACAGAAUUCCAGUUCCCCAUUUGAAAAUAUUAUUCCGCGGAAUAUCGACUGGAUCCUGGGUCUGCACCAGACCCUCCUUAUUAUACUUAUAAUCGGGAAAUGGAUACUGCCUAUGGGAAUAGGAGUCAACCGAGACCAACUAUCCCAAUUGCUUUUAAUGUUCGUGGGAACGGCAGCAGAUAUAUUGGAGUUUAAGAGUGAAACACUGUCAGAUAAAGGGGUCAGGUGCUGCCUUGAGCUGGUUUAUGCCAUUCUGGCCCUGUGGACCUGGAGUAUGCUGCAAUUUCCCUUGGAUCUUACAGUACUGCAGGAAGAAGAUGAGGAACUUACGCGAUAUCAGAUCCCAGAAUGGAAAGCAAAGCUAUACAAAUACAGAGCAGACCUCUGGAAUAUAUUCAUAUCCAUAUUUAUACAAGAUGGACCUUUUUUCAUUUUCCGAUUGUUCUUAAUGUUAAAUAGAAAACUAACUCACCAGAUGCUACUAUUUUUCACAAUCAAGAAUAGCUUGGUGCUGACACUGCAGAUCUAUCGGCUGGUUGCUAUAUACUUAGAAAUACGUCAGCCCUCCCAGAGGGAAAACAAGAUGACCACUGAGGCCAGCGUUGCUCCUGCUCCCAUUGAGAUGGAUGACAUCACAGAAUAGCAGGUGCUUCUGACUGGCGCAAGGAUAGAAGACUGGACUCGGGCUCACCAAGAUUUUGCCAACAUCAUCAGAAAUGAAUAUAUCCAAUUAGAUGAGAUAGAGGGCUGUCUGUCAGAUUUGGAUAACGCACUUGCUAAUGUGCCAAAGCAGCAGUACCAGAAAGCACACCUCCAAGGUUAUUUAGAUGAUCAUUUUAAGGAAUAUUUCCUCAGUGUGUGAUUUCAUGAGUUAGAGGCAGACUGACAUUGGUGUAGCUCCAAUUCUUUGACCAAUCCUCCCUGAGAGACCCCUCUUUGACAGAAUAGGAUUAGGAAUGCAUCUCUUUGCAACCCUGAAUCCCUGCUGCCUUUUGUUGCUCAUAAAAACAAAAUGAGAGAAUUAGUUUUUGAGGCAACUUUCAUAACCUUAGGAAAUCCAAAAUACUCCCUUGUUGUACUAUAGGAAACACAA